AUGGUCUUCGGAAAAAGCAGCCUUGGUGUCCUGCAAGACAAGAAACUGCAGCAUGUUCCUGGAACCGCCACUCUUGACGACUUCGACCCAGCAAACCAGUUGCGAGGCGCGACCAAUAUCAAGAGAAGAAAAGACGGCAUCAUCCUCGUUCCUCAGCCUAGCGACGAUCCGAAGGACCCUCUGAACUGGCCUCUAUGGCGUCGCGAUCUGAUCACAGGCGUGCUCUGUAUGCUCUCCCUGUUGGCGUCCACCCUCUCCCCUCUGCUGGCCGCCAACUCGGUCUCUCUCAUUCUGUACUUCAACAAAUGUACAGACCCGCCAUGCGAUCCUAAUCGACGCCGCUACUCAAUCGACGAUGUCGCGCUCCUGACCGGAUACCACUUGCUGGGAGUCGGUGUCGCAGGCUUUAUCUUCGUGGCCAUGGCUCGUGUAUGGGGGAAGCGACAUCUUUAUCUCCUCGGCACCGUGCYCAUCAUCAUCAGCUCGGCGUGGGGAGGUGCGAGUAACACAAACUACGACUCCCUGAUGGCGGCGAGAGUCUUCCAAGGUGUUGGACUGGCGCCGUUUGAAGCCCUGGUCAAUGUAUCGGUAGGAGACCUGUACUUUGUGCAUGAGCGAGGCAAGCGCAUGGCCCUGACAAACUUGUCCCUCUUUGGCGGCGCUUUCCUCACCCCGGUCAUCGUCGGGAAAAUCACUAGCACGCUAGGCUGGCAGUGGACUUUCUACUUCAUUGCAAUAUCCAUGGCAUGUCUCCUUCCGGCUGUGAUUUUCUAUUGUCCGGAGACUUCUUACAAUCGCWGCUCCAACUUCAAUACCGACACAUCAUGGGACAAGGAAGGUGUUGAGCGCUCAAGCCAGAGCCAUGAGCUGCGUAACCCAUUUGUUUCGGAGGAGGACAGCACGCAGAAAUCGAGUUCGCGUCCAAACACUUCAACCGGUCCAAUCGAAUACGAACCGACCAAGGACUUCAAGUUCAUCACUCGCGAACACAUCAUGCCUUUCAACGGCCGCUUCUCAGAGGAAGCGUUCUGGAAGCUCCUGCUCCGACCUUUGCCGCUAUUCUUCCACCCCGGGAUCUUCUGGGCAUGUUUGAUUCAAGGUGCUAUUAUUGGCUGGACUGUCCUGAUUGGUAUUGUUCUUGCGGCAAUCAUGAUUGGCGCACCCCUAUUUUUUGACGAAGUCRAGACCGGCUACAUGUACACGGGCGCUUUCGUCGGUGCCAUCAUCGGUUUUGUGAUCGCUGGUGUUCUGUCUGAUAGCUCGGCAAAGUGGCUCACCAAGAAGAACAACGGAAUUUACGAGCCUGAAUUCCGUAUGAUCCUCGUCAUCCCGCAGCUCAUGUUUGGAGCUGCAGGAUUGUACGGCUUUGGAUGGACUUCCGAUCACACAGUCCGUUACGGCUGGUUCUGGCCUGACUUCUUCUUCUCACUGGAAGUCAUCGGAAUGGUCAUUGGGGCUGUAGCAUCUGCACUAUACAUUGUGGAUGCGCACAGGGACCUCGCCGUUGAGGGUUUCACUUGUUUGUUGAUCUUCAAGAACAUCUUCUCGUUCGGAUUGACAUUCAGUGGUCUUCAUUGGCUGAGAGAAGGGAUUUGGGGAGUAUUCUGGGUCAUCUCGACUGUCCAGGUCAUCAUCUGCCUGGCGACUAUACCGAUGUAUAUAUUCGGAAAGCGGAAUCGCUCCUUCUUCGCCAGGCACGACAUUUUGGAAAUCUGCAAGCUCAAGUAA
Molecule: messenger RNA, 1728 nt
Organism: Ramularia collo-cygni
Lineage: Eukaryota; Fungi; Ascomycota; Dothideomycetes; Mycosphaerellales; Mycosphaerellaceae
Product: related to transporter protein HOL1
Exons: 4
Coding region: 1-1728 (575 amino acids)
Biological process (GO): transmembrane transport
Molecular function (GO): transmembrane transporter activity
Source: RefSeq, a predicted model, not a curated record